GUGGAACUUGAAGAAGGGGAAUGCAUUCCUGAGCUGGUAACCUUCAGCUUGGGUCGUUGUUUGGUCCAGGGAGCAACUUCUGGACAAACAAUUGCAAAUUUGCACUUGAAGGUGCUGCUUGUGCUGAGGCCACAGCCGCUCAAUUGAAUCUGCAGGCUCGUAUACUCGUGGGGCUGGUUUGCAUCUCACAACAAUUAUGGAAUUGAGUGGCGUUUGAGGACGGUGGCAAACAAGUCAUUUGCCAGGCUGCAGCCUUCCUGACACAAGCCAGCAACCAUGUCGCUCUUCAAAAAGAAAUCCAAGACAAAGGAGGCGCCCCUCCCUAGGUCGUCCUCUGGCUCCGCCUACUAUCUCAGCAGGCGAGAGAUCAGCGGACUCAUGGAGAGCUCCAGCACGCCCGCUGACCGGGCGGACCAUCAGAUCGCCACCGUGGAUAGGAUUGUUGAGGCUGAUGACAAUGCAAGGCCAAAUCUCCUGGUGCGGAGUAUCUCGUCAGGGCCAGGGGAAACUAGGGGCGAGCUCGAAACGGCGCAGGGCACGUUCAUGUUCAGUCCUGAGGGCUUGCAGCUACUCAGAGCAAAUGUGGUGAAGGCGGCGGAGCCUGAUCCUCCUAGAAGCCUGGAAGGCCGUUUGGCUGAAGCGACGAACACCCCUGAUGAGGGGGCACUGUUUCCCUCUGCUUUGCAAGAGGGGGGUGGAGUGGUGCAGGCAAUGCAGCCCCCCGAUGCACGAGCGGUGCCAGAAGCAGUGACCCCAAACCCUGCGCCACAACCACCGAUUGAUGACAAGGGGGGUAGAGCGCCGUCUGAUGCAAAGGCGGAUCUUCUGGCUGAGGCAGUGAGCCCCGACACCCUGGACAGCAUGCUCCUGGAAGCGGGCCAGGAGAGCAAAGCUGAGCCCCCAAGAAGGACCCUGUUCUCGAUCCCAGUCAAGCAGGGACCACCUCAUGAUGUCAGCAUGGACCCCCCGAGCCCCGGGGUCGCAGCAGCAUUGCGCCUGCAGAAACUGGACCAGCUGCGCAGCCUCCGCCGCAACGCCGAGGGCCUCUGCACGAAGCUCUACACGCUGUGCCGUCUCUGUGCAUUUGGGCCCCCCGACCCGGGGGGUGCCAGAAUGGCAUCUCCCAAGGGGGGGGCGAUCAGUGUGGAUUCCUUCCUCUUUGGCGGGGGGCAGAUCCUGCCUGAGCACCCGAAGCUGAGAGCACUCCUGGUGAAGAGGUUUCCGGAGCAUCCCCGGAUGUUGAAUCUGGACAAGGUGGACCGCUCGGCGACGGAGGCGCUGUUUGCGGCGUCGGGGUCGAUCCAGAGGGCCUUGGAGCCUUGGUGUCAGGUUCUGGUCGAUCUCAUGACCUUCACUGAGCAGUCCAUCGUACUACUGGACGAGCUGAGCAGGAGACUGAUCGCCCUCUCCCCCGACAGCAACGCCCUCGUCAUGGAGGCGUUUCUGGACCUGUUUGUGGCGGUGGUACGGGUCAACAUGCUGGCCGGUAGGGUGCCUCGGAAGCUGCUCCUCCAAGUGCAUGCGCUGGCCCACUACAACAGCGUCCAUUCCAGCGAGUCCCCGGUGGACCCCGGCGUAUUCAGUUUCGUGGCUGCGUAUGAGAGUCCCGUCCUGGCUCUGCAGAGGGACCUCGAGACGAUCGGCCCCCGAGUAGGCGAGGUCCUCGACGCGAUCGCCCCCCAGCUCCUCUCCCUCCUCAACAUCGAGACAGUCCGUCAAGACGGCGUCCUCAGCCCCUGGCCCAAGGAAGGCGACGAGGCACCAGUCGACCUCCCAAGCGCACAGAAACAGUACAACGCCUCACCAGCAGUGAAACCAAAGGCCUUGUUGCCGUCCGAAAGCACCCCGAUCCGUGGCGUUCUACCUAGCACCCUCGACAAGAACAGGGCGGGAACGGCAUCCGACCACAUGGAUGAGAGCAUGGGCGAAGUGAGUGGCGCGGCUCUUGAGGCGAGCGGUCCCGCACUGGAAGGGCGGUUGAGCCGGUUAGCACUAGGCAGAGAGGAGAGCGUCGCGUCGGGUGUGAAUAGCCCUCUGCCGCCCAUAGGAGUCGGGAACCCCGAGCAAGAAGGAUCGACGCCGGAACGGCCCCGCCCGGAAGAGGGCGGCGCCGAGGGGGUGAUGUCCAGCGGAGGGGCAGUAGGGGCAAUCGGGGCCGCAGAACCCCCCAGCGGAACCGGCCAAGAUUCAAAUUUCGGGGGGGACGAAAGUGCUGCGAUGAGCCCGGGGGGGCAAGAGGCCCAGUCUGGCAGUCAGUCGGUAACGCAGCCCAGCCCAGUAGACUUUUCGAAGAUGGGACUUUGGAUGGGCGACCGGGGGUCGGAACGACCGGGAGAAGCGUUGCAGGCGGAGGGGCUGAAGAGUUACGAGGCGCACCUGCAGUGGGUGUGCUUUGGGUUUUUGGCGUGCCCGGCGGAGCUGGCCAGGGGGGUGCCCCGCAGCGAUCUGAGGGCGAGGCUGGUCGGGGCCGUUCUAAGCCAAGCGUUCCUGGUGCCGCUGUUCCGCAACGAGUGCAUAUACGUGCACGAGGAGUAUGCGCAGUACGUUCUGCCGAGGUUGGCGGACCUGGAAAAGCAGGCCAAGUCGCAGAGGGGGGACGUUGACGAGGAGCGGGCGGCAAAGGCUGCAAGAAAGGCCAUCAAGAACGCGGCGGACGGAGUCGCCGCCAGCUGCGGGCCUAUCCACCGGGAGCGGCGAGUGGUGUUGCACGAGGAGCUGGAGAAGCUGGCGACCGCGUUCUCCGAAGUCCCCGGGCUGCUGCCUCAAAAGGUCGAGAACGUAUUGGGCGCCCUCAGCCUGGCCCGCACCGAGCUCCACUGGCACUUCCACCACCUGGGCGUGCCGGCCAAAGCGCGAGCGGGCCGCAUUCUCAUCCCGGAGGGAGUGCCCGACGCGACGGUCGGCUCGCUGCUGAGCGUCACGCAGAAACUGGCGGCCGUCGUCAAAGAAUACCGCAAAGCGAUCCGAUCCUACGCGGCGUCAAAGUUGCUGGAAGCCCGGGAAAGGGUGCAGUUCUUCAGCGGCCUUGCUUUGGCGGGCCUGGACGUGGACAGCACGCUCAAGAAGCUGCUGAAAGAGUUAGCGCCGGGUUUGGAGGAGGAUUACUUGACAGAGCUGGUCAAGGGGGGGUCUGCGGCCGGGAGCCUACAGGCCUUCCAGCGGACCUGGAUUCGGACGCUGGGCUUGCUGUCCAACUCCAAGUCGUCCGUCAACCUGCGGCACCUCGAGCUUGCCACGUCACAGGGCAUGGUUCCUGGGCUCGCUCGAGAGUGCAACCGGGCGUAUCAGCUAGCACGGUGUGUGGACGAAUUGGACGCGUUGUUAGACGAGAGCAGCUCGCUCAAGGUCCUGCACUUUUACCAGCCGAAGCUGCUCCUGGUGCUGCAGCAGACGCUGUACGACCCUCAAGGCUUCUGCGAGGACGCGUGCGCGUGGCUGCGGCUGGCGGACGCCUUCCCGCAGAACGCCCACAAGUCGGUACCCCAAGAGCUUCCCAAGCUCGCAGUGGCAGCCGUGGAGUACACCGAGAGCGUUUUAGAGUUCCUCAUGGCCGGCCUGCAGAGUAUGGUCGGCGCGCUCGAUUCGGAGAGCGGUUGGGCAGGCCUCGACCGACAGAUCUCGGCAGAGCGCGCCGUGUUACGGCUGACCCUCGCAGCCCAGGCCAAGAGCAGCAAGCGGCGCUCCACCCCCAAAAAGGAAGACCUCCAGCUGUCCCAACAACAGCCGGGCUUCGAGAGCGACCCUUCUGCGAGCGAUGCUGUCCAGGGGAUCGAGGUGGCGGUGCAGCGGCUGACGUCAUUCGUGGCGGAGCUCGGGAACAUGGGCCCGGUCAAAGUCAUGGACCGCGUGUAUGCGCCUAGGGAGUACUUGCGAGAGCGCCUGCACAGUAUCAUCAAGGCCGGGUUACAAGAAAACUACCUCGCGGGACUCAAGUCCUUCCGGCCGCCCCAGCUUUUGGAAAACGACCUACGGCGCUUCGAAGCGAUCCUGCAGCUCAUCGGCCGCCACGUCAGCAUUGACGUCACCCGCGUCCUGCGCGAGGUGCUCCUCAGCGAAGCGUACACAGAUCGGAUGCGCGACCUCCAACCGCCUGUGUCGAAGAAGGAUGCGGCCGGGGAGGGGCCCAAGGCGGUCGCGGCUGUUAUUGCUGACUGGUACAUUGACUUCAUCGUCCUCGAUCUUCGAAAUGCGGGCAUCAUCUAUUCUCAGUCGACGAGCGGCUUCACGACGGGAGGCCACUCGACCGCCUUGGUUGAGCAGGUGACGCGCUUGGAAGCAUUCGAGUCGCUGCUGCGGGUCUUCGGACCUUACGGAGCGGACCGGUUGAUCGCCAAAACGUACGAAAUAACGACGCUUGCCAUCCUCAGCCUGGAGGCUACUAUUCGCAAGGAACAGCCGGUCCUUCAGGAGCUGCAGGCGAACUUCCAUUUUCCGGAGAAGCGGGCCAGGCUGCUCUCUAGAGUCACAGGUAUCGAGAACGUAUACGCGCUGACGACCCAGGUCGGCCAGUGCAUCUCCCUCCGGGAGCAAGUCGCCGACGCGUGCGCCGCCGUCAUGAAGCAGCAUGCGCCCCUUAUUCACACCGUCCUGGGGGACGCCGUGCGGUGUCUCCCGCCCCCUCUUCUCCCGGAAGGUGUUCACGCGGCCCGGCUGCGGCGGGUCGCGCACAAAGUCGGGGCCGCGGACCGGGGGGACGAUCCGCUCGUGUAUCAGGCGCUGACUGGGCUCGGGAAAGUCGGCGACGCAACCUGGCGGCUGCUGCCCGUCCUCUGGGCGACCUGCACCGGCAGCUCCUUCUGGAAAACCGCCCACUUUGACGCGCGCACGCAAGCCUUCAGCAACAACGCGCACUGCUUCGCCAAGGGCCUGCAGGCGGUCCUGGCGUGCGCGGAGCGCGUCGGCUUCGAGCGGCGCGAGCUGCAGUACCAGCUCGAGAACGCGCGCAUCAAGAUGCUGACGUCAGAAGGGGGAAACCUUGUCGAGCAGCCCACCGAGAGUGACGAGGCCUCUGACGUCAGCACGGGGAGCCCCUUGAGCGAGGUGGUGCGCGGGCAGCUGGGCAAGUACGUGGCGUUCACGGUUGCGCUCACUCUUGCGGACUGGGACGGCCACGGGGCUCCCGCCGAGAUCCGGCCCGUCAUGACCAAACUCAUCUUCCUGGACCAGUUAUGCGAAUUGUCCCCUCACCUUUCUCGGAGCACUCUCGAGCAGCAUGUGCCUCACACGCUGCUCCGCUCUAUUUAUCAAGCCGAGUACACUCUACAAGCACUACCGGUAAACACGCAAGUCCCAGCAGCCGUGCAGAGUGGAAAAGGCAGCAGCAUGACAGCACGUCUUGCGUCAUCUUAAGUAUAGUGUACAAGGCGGGGAAUAUGAGUUGAACAGUUACAGGUAUCUUUUAUCUGGUUAGCAGUGGAUCUGUCCGAGGUAGUUUGGAAACCUGAGAUCUAGAUUUAAGCGGUUUAGCGACUCGAACGCUGGUGCUUUUGCAUUUUGCUGCAAACAAGCGGGCUUGCAACAUACUGGUAAGAUAUGUAACGAAUAAUAGCGGCAUGCCUGCAAAUCCAUAACGAUAUGUUAGCACGUUUGAAGGGCUACUGGAGCCGCAAACCUCAAUCUGGAAUCUGGAUGCUAGCUAGAAGAGUAUGAUAGGAAGGUUUGUGAGAAGUUUCUGGGUCUCACUGCCUUGGUGGCCCAAUAUUAUUUUUAGAAAUUGGAGAAUCUUGAUGUCGUCUGAGUUAUACGUCCAAUUGGUCGU
Klebsormidium nitens is the source of this 5758-nucleotide messenger RNA. Lineage: Eukaryota; Viridiplantae; Streptophyta; Klebsormidiophyceae; Klebsormidiales; Klebsormidiaceae. The record is from the annotation of a GenBank genome assembly.